Molecule: messenger RNA, 979 nt
Organism: Brachypodium distachyon (stiff brome)
Lineage: Eukaryota; Viridiplantae; Streptophyta; Magnoliopsida; Poales; Poaceae
Exons: 5
Coding region: 202-609 (135 amino acids)
Source: RefSeq, a predicted model, not a curated record
UGCCGAGCAAGCAGACCUCCCCCGUUUCCGCCGAACCAGACAACCUCAAAACGAACAACCGUCCGCCGCCUCCGCUCCACCUCCUCCUCCCUUCACCGGCGCCACCGCCCCCUCCAUCCCCUCCCCCACCCCGAACGUACGCGCGCCGGAGCGGAGGAGUCCGCGUCGUCGCGAGCAGGGGAAGGCGAGCGAGGCGAAGAGAUGUUCUCCGGCGAUUGGACGCCGCCGUGCGGCAGCUGCUGCACCAAGAAGUACGCCAACCUCGUCCAAAUCCCAUGGAGGGUGUUCUGCAAGAAGGGGUGCAACGCGGACGGCGACACUUGGGACGAGUGCAUAGGUAAAUGCACUGAGAUAUGCUACAAAGAUCCAGUGUUGGAAGAUCGCCAGUGGAGUGCUUACAUCGAUCGGUCUCCAGGAGAGGAUAGUUACUCCUUGGAGUGCUUCAAUGCUUGUAUCUCUGGAUGUGGAUAUAGGUUCGAUAUACCAGCGGAAAAAGUCAAAGAAAUCAAGCCGAACAGGCCGUCCAAGCCGCCACCUCCCGUAAUAGAACGGGCUGCGGGUUCAGAACCUGCUGUGAAGGGUGAAGAUGUGCCUUGCACAUCAGCGUAGCUUAUGCAAUUUUGUAAAACUAUUCGCCGUUCUUUUCGCUCGUCAGAUCACACCUCUGUUUUAUUGCCGGUGAUGCAUUUUUCAAAAUUUUAGUCCACCUCACCCUGGACGAGAUGCUAACAAGGGUAUAUGACCAAACAAAAGAUCUUUUUGGUCCCAUUGCAAUCUUCUUUAUCUUGGCUGACAAGGUCAGAGACAAGUAAAGGCUCGUUUCGACCCUGUACUAUAAUAUGAGUGAAUUCUUGCAUCAUUCUCGAGCCGGUGAAAACUCUAGUUCGUCUCUACUCUCUAGGUACCAUAUGAGUGUGUGCAUCUGAAUUGCCUUGUAAUCGGUGUUUCUAAACAUCAAUAGCUAUCAUUUCAAACUUCA